This is a messenger RNA of Pieris napi, 2569 nucleotides long. RefSeq names its product ski oncogene (gene Snoo). NCBI's taxonomy places the organism in Eukaryota, Metazoa, Arthropoda, Insecta, Lepidoptera, Pieridae. Gene Ontology annotation, molecular function: RNA polymerase II cis-regulatory region sequence-specific DNA binding; DNA-binding transcription factor activity, RNA polymerase II-specific; SMAD binding. The coding region runs from base 372 to 1673 and encodes 433 amino acids. The transcript has 2 exons. The record is from RefSeq and is a predicted model, not a curated record. Gene Ontology annotation, biological process: negative regulation of BMP signaling pathway. Gene Ontology annotation, cellular component: nucleus.
GUCGGUCACGUGACCCGUCGCGGCGAAGCGGGGCGCGGGGUGUGGGGCGCCGGCUAGACUCUCCAGUAGCCGAGCCAUCCGUCUGCUGCUUUGACUGUGACCGCUCGGAAUCCACGCCUUUACGCAUAGAUAUAACGCGCCAUAUUCGUCCCGUCACCUGUGUUUUAUUGAUUAGUUGAUAAUCGCAUAGGAAAAUGUCAGCCCAGUGAUGAGUUCGUCGCUUAUUUUUGCACGGAUCUGUCGACGGGGCGGCGGAGCAGGCGCGGGGAAGGCGGGCGCGGCGCGAUCCGUCGCAGACAUGCUCCGACCGCUGUCGAGGCGUCUCGCGUACGCGCGGCCGUUCGCGCGCUAGUCGGGCGUAGCUCGCGACCAUGGAUAUUGUGACGCCUCACAUCAGUUCGGUGCUAAGAACCUAUCAAGCCAGUGCACCGCGGAGCCUCCAAGGCCCCGGCGUGGGGCGCGCAGGUCCGCCGUCGGCGCCGCCGCCACCGCUGCCUCGAGCCGCGCCGCCCAUUCUCCUCGCCGCCGAUCCAGUGCUAGGCGAACGCGGCGAGACUGCUCUCGAAGGAGAGCCGAUAUCUUGCUUCAGUGUCGGUGGCGAACGUCGACUCUGCCUCCCGCAGAUUCUGACCUCGGUUCUGACGGACUUUAGUUUGGAGCAGAUCAAUCGCGUGUGUGAUGACUUACAAAUAUACUGUUCGAGGUGCACGCCAGAGCAAUUACACGAGUUGAAGUCGACGGGUGUGCUGCCCAGGACGGCUCCGUCUUGCGGUUUGAUAACUCAGACAGAUGCGGAGCGGCUUUGCGCGGCUCUAUUGCACGCCCCGGCGGCGGCAGCCAAAAAGUUGCCUGGAUUUCGGGUGUAUCAUGAGUGUUUCGGGGGUGCGCGAGGUGUUUGCGCGCCAGAACUAGGACUAGUGCAGUGUGUGGAAUGUCGCGGGAUCUAUGUUCCGCGUCGGUUCGUGUGCCAUACUCACACGACCGAGCAUCGCACGUGCCAUUGGGGAUUCGAUUCGGCGAGAUGGAGGCGGUUCCUUCUGGUUUCGGAUGAUGAACGGGACAAGGAAAAGUGUGAAGCUUUGUUGGACGAUGUAGCCACGAGGGAUCCGAGGGAAACGCACGCUGUACCAUCGCACCCUCUGGUGAAACAACUGCCGAUCAAAAGAAAGCAGGUGUUGGAGACGAUUGUCUGCAAACCCGAGCCUCCAGAAUCACCACCGAAGAAAGUCAGGAGCGAAGACUUCGGCUGCGCACUCUAUUUAGACCCAUACGCCCAUCUACGGUACAGAACCGCCCAGACCUUCCGACCCUGGGGCAAAAGGGAGCCAGAACUCCUCCACCCAGAAAGGGUGGUCCGAGUAGCAGAUUGCAGGAGGUUCGAACACGACUUCCAGCCAAACGUUGCCCUCAAACCACUAACUCCGCCUAUAGACGACGUGACUUCAUCCACGUCACCACCCCCAUCAGACCCAGAGCUCACUGCCCGGUUGUUAGACGCAGAGGCGCGUUUAAACGAACGCGAGCGAACCCUGGAAGAGAGGGAGGUAGAGCUCGCCAGGCGCGAGGCAAGGCUCGAGGAAAGGGAAAGAGAGAUAGAGAGGAGAGAACGACUCCUCGAAGAGAAACCAGAGCCGAAUUCCUCUCCGCCAAGGGAUAGUGAUCCGCCUUGUUGACCGACGCGGGUAAUCACCCGGCUUGUGAUUUGAUGAACGCUUAGCGAAGUCUAGAGUACAAAAUGUUGAGGUGCUUAACGGUAUCGCGUCUGGAUGGUUAGUGCUGAUCGUGGAGCCAUUCAAAGCACUUGGAUUACUUGUACCUGUAUCUGCCAAUAGCUAACUUUAAUAUUGAGCCGCGUUCGAGAGAACUUUUCAUAUAAAAAUUUGGAGCUAUUGGUUGGUACAGUGCUGGCGCAGUUUAUGAACGUUACAUUGAGGUAAUCAAUAGUUUUCUAAGUAUGGCCGGACUGUUUGACACCGAUCGGUAAAUGCAUAGUGAACUAGCCCCAAAACUGUUGUCUAUGUGCCAUUUUCCGGUAUUAUAUACCUUCCCAUAUGCUUCAAUACUCACAUAAUAAAUAAAGCAUAAUUUAUAUACAACUUUAAACCACAUAAGUUUGUACAUACUGCCAAUUGUUUUCUCUAAAUAGGGGUUCAAGUAUUACGUAAGCAGAUUUAACUGCAAUUUAUCCCUUCCCCCCCCCCCAGCAGCCACAAUCCAGCAGUAGGAAUCCUCGAAAAUGCAUUUUGUUAUCAAGCAUAGACAAUGUGUAAAAAAGUUAAUAAUUACUGGUGACGUAUUCACCAAAUAAGAAAAUCAAAUCCACAAAUAUAGUACUUACGUAAUAUUUGAACGGCCCCUAUCUGUGUAUAGACCUCUGUAAUACCAAAUAAUUUAUAAUCCAUUCAGUUUAACGAAUUAAUAUAAAAUUCUUUUAUAAGGCAACACACCAACUAAAAUGGGUGCCCAUGGGCUGCGUGAGCGUCCCGUAGGCUCGUUUGCAAUCCAAUAAAAACCAUGGCGUAGAUGAUAAUAUAUUUAAAAUGGCCGAUACAAUUUGGGUUUCAUUUGC